This is a messenger RNA of Lactuca virosa, 978 nucleotides long. The record is from the annotation of a GenBank genome assembly. NCBI's taxonomy places the organism in Eukaryota, Viridiplantae, Streptophyta, Magnoliopsida, Asterales, Asteraceae.
AUGGCUAAAAGACAUGCAUUGGAGGCGGUUGACCGUACAAUGAAAGAUAUCACUGGGGUGAUGCUCCCAUUUGGUGGAAAGAUAAUGGUUUUGGGAGGUGAUUUCAGACAAGUGUUGCCGGUCGUUAGACGUGGAACACGAGCACAGACUGUGGAUUCUAGCAUACGGAUGUCACCUCUUUGGUCUUCGAUUAUCAAGUUGCGGUUAACUAUAAAUAUGAGAGCACUAACCGAUCCAUGGUUCUCAGACUUUCUAUUACGUGUCAGUGAUGGAGUUGAAGAAACGGUGCACGGAAACUUUAUUCGCAUCCCUGAUGAUAUGGUAAUUCCCUUCACUAAAAAAGAAAAGCCAUUGCAUGCUUUGAUUGAUGCAAUCUUUCCAUCCUUUGAAAUUAAUAGAUCUGAACCAGAUUAUAUAAUUUCGCAUGCAAUAUUAUCCACAAGAAAUGAUAGUGUCGAUGAGAUUAAUGAUUAUUUGAUCGGCCGAUUCCAUGGAGAAGAGAGAAAUUACUAUAGUUUUGAUGAAGCCGUGGACGAUAUAAAUAACUUCUAUCCUGUGGAAUUCUUGAACACGCUCAGUGUCCUGUUUUUCUUAACUUGCAGGAUCUGUUUCUUUGUGCGCGUGUAUGAAUCCUUGAUGGUUGAUGGAAUCGACCGACACGUUAAGGUUCUUACUCUUUCGCCUCUUCAGUUUUAUCAAGGUGAAAGAGACCGAUUGAAGGAACAAAAUAGAAUGUACUACCAUGAGCAUUGGAAUAGUUCCAACCGUUUAAAAGGUGCAAGGAUUGACAAUCCGGUUUCUGUCUUCAUGGUCUGGUCGUUAAGGGGCAAGAUGGACGAAUUUACCCUUGCUAUAUUGUUGUUGAUUUUAUCUCCAGCAACGCAACAAUUAAUGUGGAUUGUAUAUAGAGUAUCAAGAGGUUUCCAAGUUAUGAAGCACAAUAUCUCUUGUAUUGUACAACCUUACGACGCACAUUAA